Messenger RNA from Cuscuta campestris, 2015 nucleotides. NCBI's taxonomy places the organism in Eukaryota, Viridiplantae, Streptophyta, Magnoliopsida, Solanales, Convolvulaceae. The record is from the annotation of a GenBank genome assembly.
AUUGUUUUGAUUUGACUUUCUAAAUGUUUAUUUAUUAAAUUAUAUAAUGCUUAUUCGUUGUAGAGAUGGAUCUGGAGAUGGUUUUUCGUUUGCUUUUCGCUUCACAGAUGCUACUGUAUCUGUUCCAAAACAUGGAGGUGACUUAAUCAGACAAGGGUGGAGUAUGAAGGCCUCAAGUGUGGUUAAAGAAGGUUAUGGCACUGCAGCAGCUUUGCCAGAACAGGGGCUAUAUUUAGCAGCAUCUUUAUACCGACCUGUUCUUGAGUUCACUUAUAAAGUUACUUCAAUGCUACCUCAGAAGUUUUCCCACCUUGGGAAGGAUGGGCUGCUGACAUUUGUGGAGAACUUUGUGAAGGAUCACUUCUUACCAGCACUGUUUGUAGAUUACAGGAAAGCUGUACAGCGGGCUAUAGCAAGCCCUGCUGCAUUUCGUCCUCGAACACAUGCAUCAUCUUACAUAUCUUCAGUUGAGAAAGGACGACCUGUGCUACAAGGACUUUUGGGAAUCACGUUUUUGGCUGAAGAGGUACUUGGUUGGGCUCAAGCAUUGCCUAAAUUUGCUGUUGGUCUUGUGAGCUAUGUGCAAAGUUUUCUUGAGAGGGCAUAUGAAAGAUGCCGAACUUCAUACAUGGAGGCAGUUCUUGAAAAGCAAAGUUAUAUGCUUAUUGGAAGAUAUGACAUCGAAAAUCUGAUGCGACUUGAUCCAGCUAGUACAUACUUACCAACUUCAGUUCAUUAUCCAAACUCAGAAAAUAAUGCUUCUGAUGCUAAAGAGGUUGAAAAGGGAAUAAGCAAUCUACUACUGAAUUUGAGGCCGAUCAAGAAGGAGAACCUGAUACGCGAUGAUAGCAAACUUGUUCUUUUGGCAUCCUUGAGCGAUUCAUUGGAAUUUGUUGCAGACUUUGUAGAAAGGCUUGCAAUGACACAUGGCCAGGCAUCUAAUCAAGCCGAGGAGAGUGGAAAACAAAAAAUUCACCAACACCGUAGAACAGCCAGUUCUAUUCCCAAGGAUCUGGCUUCACUUGCUGAGGAGUACAGAAAAUUGGCAGUUGAUUGCCUUAAGGUUUUGCGUAUAGAGAUGCAGUUGGAAACCAUUUUCCACAUGCAGGAAAUGACGAUUAAGGAAUACCAGGAUGACCAAGACUCAGAGGAGCCUGAUGAUUAUGUAAUCUCAUUGACAUCAUUGAUAGCACGGCGGGAUGAAGAACUGCAACCUUUCAUUGCUGGAGCAAAGCGGAACUAUAUUUUUGGUUCCAUAAGUGGUGUUGCUGCAAAUGCCUUCAUCAAGGCUUUGACGGAUAUAAAAUCUAUCAACCUAUUUGGGGUUCAACAGAUAUGUUGCAACUCGAUUGCACUAGAGCAGGCUCUUACUGCCAUUCCCUCGAUUGACAGUGAAGCUGUGAAGCUCAGUUUAGAUCGUGUCCGAACAUAUUAUGAUCUCCUAAACAUGCCAUUCGAGGCCCUGCUUGUGUUUGUUAGUGAGCACGAGCACCUAUUUACGAGUGCAGAGUAUUCUACACUUAUAAAGGUGCGGGUCCCAGGAAGGGAAAUCCCCGCUGACGCAGAGGAACGUCUAGUAGAGGUACUGCCCCGCUAGGCAAGCAUUUUUAUGCUUCCCUUUUCAGUUGUGCAGAUUCAAAAUUUAGGGUUUGAUAAGUAGACAUUCAGACCAGUUAGUGAUGCCCAGUUGCAUGGAAGUGAUUGACUUCCAAAUUUCUCCAUUUAUUUCUCAAAUCUAAAGUGAUUUCACAGUAUAUUCUUGGGGGGUUGGGACUUAAGGUGAUCAAUUUGGCUCAAAUGUUAUGUCUACCUUGUCAAUUUUGUCUUAUGCUAUCCUUUCUUUUAGUAUUUUUCAAGACUUCAUGUAAUUUCAUCCACUCUGCUCCUUGCAUUUCUGACUAUGGCACUCCCUUAGUCUCACUCACAUGGACUCGUAAAGCAACCAGGCUCAAGAAAACCUUAGGCAAAUGGAAGAAACUAGCCCAGAUUCAACUUACGACUUGUGGACCAUGAUA